Molecule: messenger RNA, 1168 nt
Organism: Colletotrichum phormii
Lineage: Eukaryota; Fungi; Ascomycota; Sordariomycetes; Glomerellales; Glomerellaceae
Exons: 3
Coding region: 148-741 (197 amino acids)
Source: RefSeq, a predicted model, not a curated record
AAGAUACAAAUACCUAUCGUAAGGGCGAACGGACAAGUUAAAUUAUCUGCCCGUGAACUCAUCGCCUUGUUCCUCCAACAAGCCUGAACGCCCUGUUGCCAACAAGUCGCCCUCGCGUAGACAGCCUCUAACAUUCUGUUUCUCAUAAUGGCAUCAUCCCAAAUUUCUCCAGAGACCUUCCAUAUCCCACCCACCCCUCAUUCUCCAAAUUCUAAAUUCCCUGUCAUUGUGUAUAGAAACGCGCUGGAGAACAAAUCCUUGGAAGGUGCCUUAGAGGCGAUCAACACCUCGGAGUGGGUUAAAGGAGGACAUUGGAAAAUCGCCAACGAGACACUCGCAGCUACGCCCCAUUAUCAUUUGACUACACACGAGGCGUAUACUGUCUUACGGGGUAGUGGCACAUACGUCCUUGGGAAGUCUCCUUUGGAUGCAGAUACUGAUGAGCUCGGCAACCCCGUGGGUGUCGAAUUUGUUGCUCGUGCCGGAGACGUUUUUGCAUGGCCAGCAGGAGUGACACAUUUUGUCAAGGACACUGAGGAUGACUAUGAGGUAAUUGGGUUCUAUGCUUUGACGGGGUUCAACUCUAGGGAAGAGCCUUACGACAUGGAGUAUGCUUUGGAUUCUGUUGAGGAAACAGACGAGAAACGGUGGAGGUGUGAGAAGGUCCCUGGUCCAAUUAAGGACCCGCUAUAUGGAGAAGCAGGGCCAAUGCCUUCUCUUUGGAAGAGGAAUGAUUCUUGAUGCUCGCAAAUGUUUAUAUUAUGCACAAGCAAGAUAAGCUAGGCAAAGUAGUAUGCACAGCCUUUAAACUGACCAAGACUCAGCUGUCUCCAACUUCCAGUCUGAUCACCUUGGUCCUCUGCUGGCCGAUAAUCAGAUGUCUCCUGAAGCUGCUUGAAUUGAUACUAUCCAUCAGUUACGGGAAAAUCCCAGCCCAAACUCUCGGGAUCCAGCGAGUUAGCGAUAUCGAUCAGAAGGUCUGUGCUAAGCUCGGCAUCCAUCGCCAGGCCCUGUCCAAAUUCUAAGCCCAGGGCCUGAUUUGUUGGAUAUGAUGCGACGGUAUGAGUAGCUAGAAUGCCCUGUGUCGCGUGGACUCGGGUUGAAACUCCUUCAUCUGCACCCUCAGAGACGAUGAAGAUACCCAUCAAGCUGUCUUAGUUCUGAUGCA